Molecule: messenger RNA, 1896 nt
Organism: Zeugodacus cucurbitae (melon fly)
Lineage: Eukaryota; Metazoa; Arthropoda; Insecta; Diptera; Tephritidae
Product: facilitated trehalose transporter Tret1-like
Exons: 6
Coding region: 237-1649 (470 amino acids)
Biological process (GO): carbohydrate transport; transmembrane transport
Cellular component (GO): membrane
Molecular function (GO): sugar transmembrane transporter activity
Source: RefSeq, a predicted model, not a curated record
ACAAGUCCGUCAUUAGCCGCUAGAGUUCGUCGCCGCCAGUGAUACAGUGCGAAAAUGAAAUUAAAGUGAAAGAUUUAAUGAAAAGCUAAGUGCGCCGUGGAUAGUGAAACUGAUCCUUAGCGAAAAGGAUACAGCAUUUGAGUGAAAUUAUUAUUUUGCUUUGUGAAAAGUACGAAAGUUCAAAGAGUCUGCCGGGACUGGUUUUAUAUUUCUUCCAAAUUAAGGAUACCAACAAAAUGCUUUUCAACUUUUGCAACAACUCAGAGGGCGUUUUCAACAGCGCCUAUCGUAUGCAGUUAUUGGCGGCAGCCAGUGUUACCAUCAUAACAUUUUGCAAUGGCAUCGGCAUUGGCUGGUGCGCGCCCAUGCUGGCCAAAUUACAAUCGCCCAUAGAUAGUCCCCUCGAUUUUACCGCUACGGUGCAGCAGACAUCAUGGAUCGGUUCAUUGGUUUGCGUCGGCGGUAUCACUGGAAAUGUACUAUUUGGUGUGCUGUUGGAUCGGAUCGGUCGCAAAGCCUGCAUUUAUCUACUCGCAAUACCACAUAUGUGUUUCUGGAUAUUAGUCUAUUUCGCGCCAUCCAUUGAAUACUUGUACGCUGCACGUUUUGCUUCCGGUAUAACUGGUGGUGGCACAUGGGUUGUAAUACCGAUUUUCAUUUCAGAAAUCGCAGAUCCAACCAUACGCGGUCGUCUCACCUCAUUGUUUACGCUAUUCCUUAACGGUGGUAUGUUAACUGGUUAUACCCUCUCAUCUUAUGUACCAUAUCACAUUAUACCAAUGGCGGUGAUAUUGCUACCUCUGCUCUAUCUAAUAAUCGAAACCUACUUCCCCGAAACACCAUCGUAUCUGCUGCAUUGUGGAAAAGAGGAGGAAGCAGAGAAAUCGUUGAAAUUCUACUUGAACUACAGAGAUCCAAACAAACUGGAGGUUGAACAAUUCAAUAUCAAAUAUGCGGAAUUGAAAAGCGCCGUAAAACAACAAAAAUCUCAAUCGGAUGCGGUCACACUGCGCGAUUUCUUCACGAAGCGCGCUCUACGCGCCUUGACCAUAGCCAAUACUGUCAUCUUAAUUAACAUAGUAACCGGCAGCUUUACAUUGCUCAGCUACAUGUCCACCAUCUUUGUGGCUGUUAAAACCGAUAUUCAUCCCGACACGAACACUGUCAUCAUCGGUGUGGUUCAAAUUCUAGGCGCCUAUAUCGCUAUCAUUUUGGUCGAUCGUUUUGGGCGCAAAGUUUUACUCAUGAUCUCUACAGCUUCCACGGGCAUUUGUUUGGCAGCUUUUGGUACGUACGCAUUCUUCGUGGAAGAAACAAGUGUGGAUCUAACACCAUAUCGCUCGUGGCUGCCACUCGUACUUAUGGCGCUGAUUAUACUCACGGCAAAUGUAGGCAUUAUACCAGUGCCUGCCGUCGUCAUCGUGGAGAUUUUGCCGCCAAAGAUUCGUGCAAAAGGUGUUUCGUUUUGUGUGACACUGCUCAGCUUCUUCGCAUUUGUCAUGCUGAAAGUGUUUCCACCAUGUAUGGAAGCUUUCGGUUUGGCAACGACAGUUUGGGGAUUUGCGGUAUUCUCGGCAUUAGGUCUAUUAUAUAUAGCAAUAUUUGUGCCAGAGACGAAAGGAAGGUCCAUGAAUGUAGACGAAGACUAAUAGACAAUUCAACUAACAACUGAAGUCAGUUACUGUUAUCAGCUUAUCACAUCAUAUUCAUAGAAAGAUUAUGGAUAUUUUGUGUGUUUGUAUAAGUAUAAGAAGCUUCAGCUGGUAUUUCACCACUUUGUGUAUUUAAAAAGAACAUGACUUCUUUCUUUUUAAUGUGAUAUUAUAUAAUUUUAGUAUUAAGCCUUUUUUAAGUUUAGGGAGAAUAAUAAAAAAUUCAAAAACAAUAAAAAUAAUA